Molecule: messenger RNA, 1025 nt
Organism: Cynoglossus semilaevis (tongue sole)
Lineage: Eukaryota; Metazoa; Chordata; Actinopteri; Pleuronectiformes; Cynoglossidae
Gene: psmg1
Product: proteasome (prosome, macropain) assembly chaperone 1
Exons: 7
Coding region: 84-926 (280 amino acids)
Biological process (GO): proteasome core complex assembly
Cellular component (GO): endoplasmic reticulum
Molecular function (GO): proteasome binding
Source: RefSeq, a predicted model, not a curated record
UGCGGAAGUUGAAGUAUACGUCAUUAGUGACGGUCUGAAGCGUUAGCCUAACUUUCGCUUUUCAUUUUAAAAACGUAUGUGUCAUGGCCACAUUUUUUGGUGAAGUUUUGUCAGUGUUUUCUCGGGCAGUGGAAGAUGAGGACGGCGAGGAGUUAGUGGAAGACGAGGAAGAUGAACAAAUUCGCAGAGAGUUGGAGGAAAAGAGGGAAGUUCAUUUGCACUGGAACUCGGAAGUGUCUGAAUCACUGCAGUCUGGAAACAAGUUGCAGUGUUCCGAUUUCAUUCUUGCUGUGGGACACAAUGCUGCCAGCUUUCUGUCAGUGUACGUUCUCACCUCUUCAUCCUGGGAAACCGUGGGUCAUGUGUCAGUGUGGAACGAGAGGACAAAGGCUUCAACUGGUCAGAGCAGCAAAGAGUCAGCGUGUGUUUUUCACAGAAACAAAGACGAUCCUUCUGUUUUGAUAUGCCAAGUGUUUUGCUACAUCGCAGAUGACCAGCUUUUUCAGUGGACUGAAAAGGUCUUUGCUUGUCUUCAGCACAGAGGGUUAAAUGUGACAGUGCUGUCUGAUUGCUCUGUGACUGAUUACAUGACAGCAGACCAUCUGUGCACUAGCUCUGCCCCAUUCCUGCGUUCUCUCCACACUGGUGUAUUCAGUGGCCGCACUGCCUGCCCAUCACUGGAGCAACCCAACAUAAUCACUGGGCUCUCAGCUUCAGUACUGAAUCACUGCCAGGUUUACAGGAUCGCUGCUGUUGUUUACCAGUGUUACAGUGAUGUCAACGGCCCCGACUCUGUCUCUAUGGAGACCUUCAAGCCUGCACUUGCCAAACUUGGAAAAUCCAUACAGCUAGACUCCUCUCCCAGCACAGAUGUCCUGCGAAAAUCUGUCCAAACCACUGACAUUAAGAGUAACCUAUAUAUCUGAAUAUGGCCAGAUUGCACACUGUGUGGUGCAAUUAAGUUACAGUUCACUUGAUUAAAUACUGUCAUUUUUUAAAAAUAAACUACUUAAAUCUAAAAAAAA